AUGUAUACGCAAAAUACAUAUUCUCAGCUCAAUUUUUUUUUCUUACUGAUUUCUCUUUUUUCAUUUCCAAGACCUCUAGUAUUUUUUCCACUCUCCGAUCUUGUUUGUUUGUGUGGUUCUUUCUUUCUUUCUUUCUUUUUUCUUUCUUUCUCUUUUUCUUUCUUUCUCUUUUUCUUUCUUUCUUUCUUUCUUUCUUUCUUUCUUUCUUUCUUUCUUUUAAUUGGUUCUUUCUUUCUUUCUUUCUUUCUUUCUUUCUUUCUUUCUUUCUUUCGUUCGCCAUUGCUUCUUUCUUUCUUCUUCCUUUUUUUCUCCUCCUUAGUAAUUGAUACUUUCUUUUAUUCUUUCUUUAUACUGUUUUGUUUUUGUUUCUUUCACUUUGUUUCUUCCUUUGUCUUCUGUUUUUCUUUCUUUCUCCUCUUUGGCAAUUGUUUCUUUCUUUCUCCUCUUCAAUUUUUCUUUGUAUCUUUUGUUUAUCUGUUUCUUUCUUUCUUUCCUUCUUUCUUUCUUUCUUUUCUUCGAUCUCGUUCAUUGUUUCGAGAAGGGCAUUUUUUGGAAAAAAAAAUAUCGGUGAUAACAAAAUUUAUCUCGAUUUUUCUUUAUUCUUUCUUUCGUUAUCACUUUUGUUUUGUUAUCCCUCAUUUUUUUUAUUUUCUCUUUUUUUUAAAAAAUCUUUUCACCUCCUCCUCUUUCUCUUUAAAUCUACUUUUUCUUCCUCGAUAUGUUUUUUUUUUCUUUCUUUCAUUCUCCUUCUCUCGCCUUUCUUCACCCCUUCUCUCUCUCUCUCUCUUUGUUCUUUGCUCUCUUUUGUUCUUCUUUCCCGCUUGGAUGUCCGAAGCCGAAGAUAAAGCGAAAUGA
Molecule: messenger RNA, 855 nt
Organism: Acanthosepion pharaonis
Lineage: Eukaryota; Metazoa; Mollusca; Cephalopoda; Sepiida; Sepiidae
Source: the annotation of a GenBank genome assembly